GCAUACACCGGAAAGGGCCGUAUGAUAUUGCCAUUGUCCGCCACCGUAGGUCAGUGUGGACUACACUUGCACGCAUUCAUCGGAGCGCAGUAUAAGUCAGGGUCAGUUACCAGUUACAACACCUUUAGUUUUGCUACAAACCCCUAUUUCAGAGUUGCCAAACCGUGGAGUAUAAAGACACAGAGUGGCCUACAGUCUGCAGUCAGUCAGCAUUCAAACUCCUUUUGAGAAACAACGAACGGAACUCAACAUGAACUUCAAGCUUGUGGUUGUCCUCGUCGCCGCCCUCGUGGCCAUCGCCUCGGCUGACGGCGGGUUCAGGGGCAGCCAAUUCAGUGGCCGACAGUUCAACAAGGGUGGACGCUUCAACAACUUCGGACGCUUCAACAGCGGCUUCAACAGCGGCUUCGGCAAGGGCGGCAACAGGUUCAUCGGCGGCGGACAGCGGUUCAACAGCGGCUUCAACAAGUUCAACUCUGGCUUCAGCUCUGGCUUCAACUCCGGCUACGGCGGAGGUCGUCUGCACGGCUCUGACAUUGGCAGCGGCUCCUUCAACCGGUUCCGCAGUGGCGGCGGCUACUUCUAG
Messenger RNA from Amphibalanus amphitrite, 586 nucleotides. RefSeq names its product keratin, type II cytoskeletal 68 kDa, component IB-like. NCBI's taxonomy places the organism in Eukaryota, Metazoa, Arthropoda, Thecostraca, Balanomorpha, Balanidae. The transcript has 2 exons. The record is from RefSeq and is a predicted model, not a curated record. The coding region runs from base 251 to 586 and encodes 111 amino acids.